Molecule: messenger RNA, 940 nt
Organism: Condylostylus longicornis
Lineage: Eukaryota; Metazoa; Arthropoda; Insecta; Diptera; Dolichopodidae
Product: UDP-N-acetylglucosamine transferase subunit ALG13 homolog
Exons: 2
Coding region: 137-643 (168 amino acids)
Biological process (GO): dolichol-linked oligosaccharide biosynthetic process
Cellular component (GO): UDP-N-acetylglucosamine transferase complex; extrinsic component of endoplasmic reticulum membrane
Molecular function (GO): hexosyltransferase activity
Source: RefSeq, a predicted model, not a curated record
GCAAAAAAUUUUAAAUGUCAAUAAUUUUAAUUUAAAAAAAAAAGCUUAAUUUUAAAAAAGAAUUAUAAUUUUACAUCUAUUUUAAAUAAUCGAUAAAUUUUUUGAAAAAUAAUAUAAUAUACUCCUAUUAAUAAAGAUGAAAAAAUUUGAAAAAAUAUUUGUGACGGUUGGAACUACAGAAUUCAAUGAACUUAUAUAUGAAAUUCAAAAACAAGAAUUUGUUAAAGUUUUGCAAAAAUUAGAAUGUAAAAAUCUAACAGUACAGUUCGGAAAUGGAACUGAUUUUGAUUUCAAAAACUUCGAAUCAUCUACAAUAGAUGUACAAACAUAUAGGACGAAACCAAGUAUUAGCGAUGAUAUAUGUAAUGCUGAUUUAGUCAUUAGUCAUGCUGGUGUUGGAACUUGUUUAGAAGUUUUAAAUUAUAAUAAACCUUUAAUAGCUGUGAUUAAUACUGAAUUAAUGAAUAAUCACCAGAAUGAACUUGCCACCCAAUUAUUUAAGCAAAAGCAUUUAUUUGUUUGUGAGCCUAAUGAUUUACAAAAAAUUAUUUUAACUUCAAAUUUUGAUGAAUUAUUGCCAUAUAAAAAGGGUGAUAUGAGUAUAUUUAUUAAAAAAUUAGAUGAAUUAAUGGGAUUUACGUAAUAACUGUUUGAGUAGAGAUAUAAACAUAAGUAGUUUAUUUUGACGAAAACUCUUAAAUACGAUUUGGACGAAUGUGUUGGCAAACGGAUCUAUAUUCGAAGGAGUUCCACGUAUCAGCUCGUUAAAUGAGUCAUAAAAUAACUAUAUAAUAUUUCAUUCCGUAUUUUAUUAAAUUUUUUGAUUUUUUGAAAAUUAGUUUAAAAGUUUUGGAAGUUUUUUUAUAAUUUCACUACGAAUAAAAUGUAAAUUAAUUUGAUAAUUUUGAUGCUAUUAAAAAUAACACUCUAAACUCCACUA